UGGGGCCGGGAGCGCUGAAGUCCGCGCGUGGCCUCGCCGUACUGGAGGCUGCGCCCUCUCGGGGCCUCCCCUUCUAAGUAGCCCUGGGGCGAAAGGGGGUGGUUGCCCCUUGGGGAGAGGGGGUUUACGACCGUUAAGGCGGUUACGAUUUAAAAGGUCAUCAUGGUUCUCCAGCAUAUCUUCAGGCUUUCUUCCCUCUUCCGUCUUGCCAGCGCCUUGCACUUGCGAAGGAACAUUGGGCUUUCUGCCAUUGCAUUUAACAAGGCAAAGGAGCUGGAUCCGGUCCAGAAGCUCUUUGUGGACAAGAUUAGAGAAUACAGUUCAAAGAGCCAGAAAGCAGGGGGUCCAGUUGAUGUGAGCCCUGAAUACCAGAAAGAUAUGAAUGAAGAAAUAAUGAAACUUCAGCGGUUGUAUGGUGGGGGAGACCUAACCAAAUUUCCAGAUUUUAAAUUUGAGGAACCCAACUUGGAAGCAGCUCAGAAGUGAUCUUGGAACCCUGGGUUUUCCAAGCAGCAGUGUUUUCUCAUGGAACUGUUGUUGGAUAGGCUGGCAGCUGUAACAUAAUAAAUGUUGUGGUUCACUUUCA
Molecule: messenger RNA, 586 nt
Organism: Alligator sinensis (Chinese alligator)
Lineage: Eukaryota; Metazoa; Chordata; Crocodylia; Alligatoridae
Gene: ATP5PF
Product: ATP synthase peripheral stalk subunit F6
Exons: 4
Coding region: 163-486 (107 amino acids)
Biological process (GO): proton motive force-driven ATP synthesis
Molecular function (GO): proton transmembrane transporter activity
Source: RefSeq, a predicted model, not a curated record